AUGGCUGCAAAUGAAGCAUAUGUCAGAAAUUUAAAAGAAGGAUUGAGUAAUGCAGUAAAUAACAUCAAUGAUAUAAAGGUCCAGUUGAGAUACACAAGUUUAUCACUACUGGAUGUUCAUUCGAAAACGGCCAUACUUAACACUACGUUAACUGGAUAUUUGAAUAAUCUUGCAGACAUAACCAAAAAAGUAGCCUUUACGGCUGGUGUGACGUCAGACAGCAGCUCCUGGAUGAGUGGUACACUGGUGUUUGAUAGGAUCGUUUACACCAUAGGAGGUGGAUACGACUUAAUACUAAACGGCUCGGCUAAAGUCACAACAGCAGCAGACACUAGUGGUUCUUAUGACACAGGUUCAAAUAUGGCGGUGUUAAGGCUUCAAAAAGGAGAUCGUGUUUGGAUAAAAUAUUAUAUGGGGUCUGGUUAUUCUACCAGAAGUUCUGCUCCUGUUACCACAUUCUCUGGAUUCCUGCUAUAUUGA
Saccostrea cuccullata (small rock oyster) is the source of this 480-nucleotide messenger RNA. Its product is annotated as otolin-1-A-like. The record is from RefSeq and is a predicted model, not a curated record. The transcript is spliced from 3 exons. Gene Ontology annotation, molecular function: protein binding. NCBI's taxonomy places the organism in Eukaryota, Metazoa, Mollusca, Bivalvia, Ostreida, Ostreidae. The coding region runs from base 1 to 480 and encodes 159 amino acids.